CUUUGGGUUAUGUCUUUCUUAGGAACUGUCAACCUAUGAAAAUUUGUCGGUUAAUUAAGUUAACUACAUUAGAUCUUAGUAUAUCAAUAUUUAGCCAAGGCUAAUUAAUUAUUUCAAAACUGACUGUAAGUUAAACUUAAUUAUUUCAUGCUGUGAAUUCAAUAAACAGUUCAUCGCCCUUUGGAUUGUAGGCCUACCUUUAAAAUUUGUAUGAAAAUGGGAUCUUCGGAUGAAGAAGUUGAUUACAUGUCUGAUGCAUUUCUUCAAAGUAUAUGUGGGAAAGAGGAUAUCAGACCUGGGCUAAUUAAAAGCCACGCUCAGAAGUACGCCCACAAAAGAGAAGCAAAUAAAAGUGAAUGUGAUGAGAAAAAUCGUAUUCGCAAUCCGUCUCUAAAGGAAAAAGAAUCAUCUCACAGGGAAAGUGGACUCAGCAAGCCAAUCGAUCCAGAAAACAAAGGCUUCAAAAUGCUACAAAAACUAGGUUUUAAACCAGGAAGUGGAUUGGGAAAAUCAGGGGAAGGUCGUGUGGAGCCAGUUUCAGUUGAAGUCAAAGCUGACAGGCAGGGUCUUGGCAGGAAGUCUUCUUUGGAAGAGAUUGCCCGGCUACGAGCUAAAUACAGAGCUGAAGCUAAAGAAAAGCUCCUCAACAUCAAUGACUACAGAUCAAGGAAAGCUGAAGAAGCUGCCGAAAGGAAAGCAUCUCUUGAUCUAUUCAAAAGUCAGCGAGUUUGUUGGGAGUUGGAUACCAAAGAAUCAAUUGAAGAGCCAGCAGAACUUUGGUUUUGGCCUGCAAAUAAAGUCCCCAAAGUGCUUGAAGAAGAUUUAGAAGAAGAAAAGGAAGAUGAGGGUGCUGAAAUUAACCAACAAACAUCGUCCACCAAAGAAGACGAGACUAUGGACCACAGCUCUCCGGAGGAAGAUGAAGAUAGUGAUGUGGCUUGUGAAGAUGAUACCUUCUCUGUUCAAGAGAAACUGGAGAUGCUCACACUCUACCUGAGACAGACCUACUUGUACUGUGUCUGGUGCGGCCAUACUUUUGAAGACGAGAGAGACUUACAGCAAGAUUGUCCAGGUCCUCUUAGGGAAGACCAUUAAACUAGUCAAUAGUUAAGCUGUAAAUAUCUAGGUUUCUUUGUAAAUAACUCUUAAAUAUUAAGUACUUAUUAAAGACCAUUGGAA
This is a messenger RNA of Macrosteles quadrilineatus (aster leafhopper), 1179 nucleotides long. Its product is annotated as G patch domain-containing protein 11-like. Lineage: Eukaryota; Metazoa; Arthropoda; Insecta; Hemiptera; Cicadellidae. Gene Ontology annotation, molecular function: nucleic acid binding. Gene Ontology annotation, cellular component: kinetochore. Bases 211 to 1095 code for a protein of 294 amino acids. The record is from RefSeq and is a predicted model, not a curated record. The transcript has 5 exons.